GACAACUUUUAAAAUUGACGCUCCCCGAGCUCAACCAUUUCAACACACUGAUCUGAAGAGACGGCCGGCUAGCUACACGUAGCAAUCUUCUCUACUUCUUGCCUUCCUCAGUGACAUGUUAAUGGUGUAGUCCAGAGCAUGAGACGAAGGCUAUUAGACUGUAACCGCCUGAAAAGGCUACCAAUGAAAAGAACCAGAGUUCCUGAACCUGGACCAACCAACUCAUACAUCCACUGGAAGUUACUGGUCGGUUGGUUGGUGAUCAUUCUCCUGGACACCAUGGCCGAUUUCCGACUUGAACUCAUCUACCCUGCAUUCAUGUUUGCCAGGAGUGUGUACGACUCGUAUAAAUACCAAGGACUGGUGUUUUCGUUGCUGUUCAUGUAUCUGGUGGUGUACUGUGAUCUGCUGUGGCUCUCCCUGCUCUCUGGGCCUAUGCUGUUUGUGGCCGCCAGCUCUUGUGUCUGGUUUGAGAUAGUCCGGUCUUUUGAUCAUGUGUACAACUGGUCGUUCCUCACUCUCUGGCUGCUGUUUGUUUAUGUCGAAGUAUCCUACAGAUUUUUCACUCCGCCUCAGCAUUUCUUCAACGUAUCACGGCCAUUUGCAGCCCACUGUAUUGGCUAUCCUGUGGUGACCAUGAGCUUCCUAAUCAAACAUCAGAUCACCCACAUCAUUCGACAGCGUCAACGAAAGAAAGUUGUGGAGGAAAAUUCAGUCUACUAUGGCAUUAUUCAAAAGGCCCUUCCUCAAGAGGACAUUCCAGAUGAUCAGUCAAGCGUAUCUGAAGACACUCCACCCUCUCUAACCAAUGGUAUACAUAGCAAUGGACACCUGAACAAACCGUCCCCGAAAGCUGCCACAUCGACCCCCCCUAAACAGAGCGUAAGAUCACAGAACUCCAACACAGGAAAGCACAGGAACUCAAAUAAUGUGAAGACGUCUCACGAAACGAAGCCAUUAUCGAAUCAUAAGUCGCCCCCAGAGAACUCUAACUCCCCAUCGGGACAGGUGGUUGCCAAUGGUGAUGUUGGACGACCUAUGUCUGCUGGGAAGGUACACUUACCGUCAGGAAAGAAGCAAGCGACCGUGAAGGCAGUACCCCGAGAGGAGCAACCUUUGACCUCACCAGUACAGGACAAGACUACAUGUAAGAAUACAGUGGAGAUACUCCAGACAGAGUUGAAACACGAGAGACAAGCGAGGGCAGAAGCUGAGGUCACCAUCAGUAGACUAGAGUUGGACAUCAAAAAACUACGUGCCGACCUUCAUGCUAGUUGUCUUCAAGAGGAGGAGACCACGUCUCGAGUGGACCAGCUGCUCUCUUCAGAGAAACACCACAAGCAGGAGCUGCAGAGAUUCAGAGCUGAAAGUGACACGUUGCACAACAAACUCUCAAAGCUGAGCUCCAAUAAGCACCACGAUCAGUCAUCUAUUGCAGACCUGGAGAAAAAACUCAGAGCUGAGUCUGGAGAGAGAGUACGAGUAGAGACAGAGCUUCGAGACCACAAACAUGCCACUCAGAAUUCAUGGAGUGACGAAGAAGUGCAGGAGCUCAAGUGUAAACUAUCUUCUAAGGACAAGGACAUCGAUUUUCUCAAAAAAGAUCUCCGAAAGCACGAGAAAAUGCUUGAGGGGGCACGCAAGGACCUUAACUUGAAAGAAAACGCUCUGAGGUCUUUUAAUGAGGAAAGGAAACAACUGAAAGCCUCUCUGGCAGACGAAACCAGAGUGAAGAUUGAGCUGUUCACAGCACUAAGCGAGGCACGACGAAAGUACCAAGGACUGAUGGACGAGUGCCAGAGGAGAGAUAUAGAGAUCAACCGUCUGCGUCAAAAUCUGGCUGAGGUCAUCGCUAUCAUUCCAGUGAGCAGUGUAGCAGCUGGGUACCAUCCAUCCUCCCCUUCUGUUGGAUCCCCUCAGCACUGAGCCAUGAGUGCCCCCUAUCACAUGACUGGAGUAGCAUUGUUGUUAGUUUAGGCAACCAUCCUUGUUUUGAACUGAUUUACUCUCUCUUAGGAUGUUAGUCACUUGCUUGAUUUCAAUUUUAUUUAGCCAAUCAAUUGGAAUCUAAAUGAUAAUUAUUGGAAGUGUCUGAAA
This is a messenger RNA of Halichondria panicea, 2097 nucleotides long. Its product is annotated as macoilin-like. The transcript is spliced from 9 exons. The record is from RefSeq and is a predicted model, not a curated record. Gene Ontology annotation, cellular component: rough endoplasmic reticulum membrane. Bases 139 to 1926 code for a protein of 595 amino acids. NCBI's taxonomy places the organism in Eukaryota, Metazoa, Porifera, Demospongiae, Suberitida, Halichondriidae. Gene Ontology annotation, biological process: neuronal signal transduction.